GAUCUGAUAGUUUGAAAUCUCACCGCCUCUAGAAUUUUCCCCGCAAGUGAGGAGCGCUCGCGUAAAGCUCUUCAGAUUCGUAAAAAUAUCUGAUUUCAAAAUCUUCCGAAAAAGUUUUCGUUUGUUCCUCGAGCGAACUAGAUUUGUAGAUUUUUUUUCGAAUUGUGAUCGGAAAGUGAAGAAGAGAUGGAGGAGUAUCUGCAGUGUAUGAGGACUCUCCGGUCUCAAAUGACUGAUGUGGAGGAUCACGCGGCGAAGGUCUCCGUCGAGGAACAGAUGCAGAUUACCACAAUCGCUACCUUGCAGAAAGAUCUCGAUCAUGCAUUGUCUGAGACAAAGAGACUCAAAGAAGAAACGGAUCAGAAGACGAGGACUAAAGGCGAACUAUGCUCACAGAUACUUGUAAAGCAGAGAAAGAUUUCGUCAUUGGAAUCUGAUUCAGCAAAUCUUGCACAGAGUCUGGAGCUUAUACUACAAGAACGAGACAGUUUAUCUGCAAAGCUUGUAUCCAAACGUUCUAACUAUAUAAAGACUGCAGAGGAAGCUAGAACCAAACUAGAGGAACAUAAGGGCUGGUUUGUUUCCCAUAUGAGUAAUGAAACUGGCCAACAAGGACAGAAAGAAGAAUCAAGGAAAAACCUGAUGGACUUAUCAGAUUCUGCUAGAGCAAAGCUUGAUCAAGCAAACCAAAUGAGAUCCAAACUUAUCCAGGAAAAUUCUAAGAUCAAGCUAUCAAUUGAGAAUGUGAAGAACAAGAUUAAUGAUUUCAAGCCGGAGUUGAUGUUAUUGGAUGUUAAAAUUCUAGAAGAGGAAUACACAGCACUCUUGGCAGAUGAAUCUGGAGAGGCAGAGUAUCUACAUUCGCUGCAGAGUCAGGCUGAGAAACUGAAGGGGAUAUCUUACAUUGCUAAAUGCGGUUGUGGAGAGGAAUACAGUGUUGGUCUGUUUUAGGCUUAAGUCAUGCAUGCAUCAUCACCUUUCAGGUAUAAUGAAUAUGUGAACGCAUCGAGAACCAGAACGAAGUUUUCUUUAUGUGUUGGUUCUUUGAAUCAGUGGUUUACUUGUUUAGUUUUUAGAGACAACUUUAACACUGUCUUGUUGAAGUGUAUAUAAUGUCUCAUCGUUUGCACGAGAAGAGCACUUUUUCCAACA
Messenger RNA from Raphanus sativus (radish), 1152 nucleotides. RefSeq lists its product as uncharacterized. The transcript has 10 exons. Lineage: Eukaryota; Viridiplantae; Streptophyta; Magnoliopsida; Brassicales; Brassicaceae. The record is from RefSeq and is a predicted model, not a curated record. Bases 187 to 951 code for a protein of 254 amino acids.